Messenger RNA from Plutella xylostella (diamondback moth), 1562 nucleotides. RefSeq names its product Nascent-associated complex beta-subunit-like, testis 4. Lineage: Eukaryota; Metazoa; Arthropoda; Insecta; Lepidoptera; Plutellidae. The record is from RefSeq and is a predicted model, not a curated record. Gene Ontology annotation, cellular component: axonemal dynein complex; axoneme. Gene Ontology annotation, biological process: cilium-dependent cell motility; regulation of cilium movement; axonemal dynein complex assembly.
UACACAAUAAUAUAAAUUUUACACAUUAUUUAAUUUUAACAAUGGCUCCUAAGAGUCCUAAAGCUCCUAAGAGUCCUAAGGCUCCUAAGAGUCCUAAGGCUCCAAAGAGUCCUAAGAGUCCUAAGCGUAAAUUAACGAAGGAACAAAGAAAGGAAAAGAAAGAAGCUAAGAAACAAGAAAAACUGAAAGCCCAAAUUGAAGCGAAGAAGCAGUUGAAGAGAAAUGAGCUCCAGAGGGAAAUUGAUGCUCAGGCUCAAAAACGACAAGAAUUGGAAGAGAAAUGGCUCGACAUGAUGCUGAAUAUUAAACUACCAAUUAUAAGAAAGGACAUUGAAGCCACGUAUCACUCCUUUGAAAGAGUCUACGAUAAGAAACACUAUUACAUAACACAUGUUCUAAAAUUGAUAAACGUUGCUGAUGAUCAGUUUCAGCGCACGGUGGCAAGCUAUUGCGAUACUGUAGAUGCUAUGAUCAAUAAGUUUCUAUCAGACUUGGAAGAAAUGUCAAAGGAAAACGGUCGAAAAACUGCCGAACUUCUAAAAUAUACUGAAGAUGACUUUGCGGAUAUAUCGACGAAACAUGAUGGUGCAGAAACACAUUUGCAUCUUCUCAUAUAUCACUCGCACACUGUAGCAGAUAACUUAGCUUGGACCACUCGAGGAGAAUUUCUGGUUAAAGAAGAUGACGACCGAAUGGGAUUCACCAAUAUCCGCGAAAGUCUUUGCUCAUUCCUGGAAAAUACAUAUAAUCUUAUGUGGGAGGAUUACAAGGCUGUGCUCAGGGAAUAUGUGGCUAACACUUCAGAAAACCAAAAGAAAGGGCGUAGACUCAGGCAAAAAGAAAAUAUGAUGGCGGAUAUAAUAGCAAAGCAAGCUAAAAGAAUAGCUGAUGAUGACAACAUACUUCGGAGACUGCGUAAUGAAUUGCAAGCUUAUGAAUCGGGAACCAAGCAGGCAGCCUACCGCGACCGGCGCAACCGAUACCGCACUGCUUGGAAUAAAAUGAAACAAAAUUUAAUUACAUCAAGUGAACUAGACUUCCAGCAAAUGGAAGCACUUGUACACGAGGCCAAUUCAGCUAGCGAUUUCUUAAAUAAAUCUCUUCAAAAGGCAGAUAAAAUCCUUCGCAUGGCUGCUCUAUGCCGGCGAUUAGAAACGUUACGUGAAAAAGUAUUGCCGUUUGGGAGUGACCAGCCUCAAACUGACACUGAUGUAGAGAAUAUUAAUGGCCGAUCUGAAUACGUAGACCCGUUGGUGCUUAAUGCUAUAUCAAACACGUCAGGCUUGGCAAGACUCUGGCACCGCGUUUCAAGGGCCGAACUUACUAGAAGAGCUUUACAUCGAGAAAAGCUUUUACUGCAACAAGAAAACGAUGAUAUUCUGUUGCAAAUAGAGACUUACAGAGCAGCUAAAAAUACAGUUGGGUGUCCGCUGACAUGCAUUAGCGUGAACCCCAACAAAGGUGAUAUGUCGAAACCAGUAGCUGAUGAUGGGGAUAUGGCAGUUUCUAAAUAUAAUAUAAAAUUUAUGUGAAUACAAUUAAAUUGAGUUGUUGACUUGGAA